Messenger RNA from Rubroshorea leprosula, 588 nucleotides. Lineage: Eukaryota; Viridiplantae; Streptophyta; Magnoliopsida; Malvales; Dipterocarpaceae. The record is from the annotation of a GenBank genome assembly.
GUCUUAAUAUUAUGUCUUUUAAUAUUUUUAGUUGCAUUAUCAUUUUAUUCAUGAUAUUUGAUUAAUUGUUAAUACCAAAAAAAAAAUGAUAUUUGGGUCUACUUCCUCUGCUUCCUCUUCGUUUGUAAUCGCCGAUGACCCGAGAAACAGGCGGCGGUUGACCGCAAAAUUAGCAAAAAGGGUACAUUUCGGGCCGGAUCCAUUAACGGUUGCAGUUGAGAAGGAUGUGAUCGACCGGCGCCUCUCACCUUCGACUGCUGACGGUCUAGCGUUUGGAAGAAUUGUUUGGAUAAUCAUUUCCUGUUUUAUCCAAAUUGCAGAUUUAGCACCAUAUAAAUUUUAAUCUAAAGAAAUGAAUGAUAAAGAUUUUGUGGAAAGGAUAUGUGUAACUCAUGUUUUAUUUAGGAUUCAUGGUUUUUUAUCAUCCUUUCCUCCGAUGAUAUACAGAAAUCCUUUGUUUACCCUUGUUUUUUUGAGGACUUAUUUGCCUGAGAAUCUGAGAUUUUAGUUGGGAGAAGGAGUAGGGAUGUUUUUAUAAUUUGAAUUCAAUGUAUAGAAUGAUGACAUGAAUAAAUGAAUUAAUUGAAG